GCAGUUGCUAGGCGCUCGCGUGUCUCAGCUGUAGUAAAUGCUAUAGUAAACAGUCCGUGGCUACACGGAGUAGCUGUGCAGUGUACACAUAUAGCAAAACAGCUUCUAUACAGGCAUGUAAGGAGACUGGUUCGGACGAAAGCUCAAGGAGACCAACAGAAAUAUCUUCGGGGUAAAAAUGCGCUGCCAGAUUCUGAAUUGCAUGGCCAGGAGUAACCUUAGUUAUUGAACAGAGGCAAGGCAAGGUCCUCUCUGUCAACCAUGAGUACACUCGUGGAGCCGGGUGAUGUCCACACCAUUGCCCCCGAGAUGCCAGCCAUGUUUGAUGGCAUGAAGCUGGCUGCUGUCGCAACGGUGCUCUAUUUCCUGGUGCGCUGUCUGAAUCUGAAGAGUCCCACGGCCCCGCCUGAUGUCACCUAUCAGGACACGCCCCUCAAUCGCUACCUGCUCAAGUCCUGCCCCAUCCUGACCAAAGCGUACAUACCACCGCUGCUGUGGGGGAAGAGUGGACACCUCCAGACGGCCCUGUAUGGGAAGAUGGGGCGUGUCAGCUCCCCGACCCCCUGUGGGGUACGCAAGUACCUCCUCAUGCAGGAUGGGGCCACUGCCACCUUUGACCUCUUCGAGCCGCUGGGUGACCACCGCACUGGAGAUGACAUCACAAUGGUGAUCUGCCCGGGGAUUGGUAACCACAGUGAGAAGCACUACAUCCGCACCUUUGUGGAUCACUCCCAGAGGCAGGGAUACAGGUGUGCUGUUCUCAACCAUCUGGGGGCCCUGCCCAACAUCGAGCUCACCUCGCCACGCAUGUUCACCUACGGUUGUACAUGGGAGUUUGCAGCCAUGGUAGGUUACAUCAAGCGGGCCUUCCCCCAGACACUGCUCAUCGUGGUGGGCUUCAGCCUGGGGGGGAACAUUGUGUGCAAGUUUCUGGGGGAGAACAGGAUCAACCAGGAGAGAGUGCUGUGCUGCGUCAGUGUCUGCCAGGGAUACAGCGCACUCCGGGCCCAGGAGACGUUCCUACAGUGGGACCAGUGUCGGAGGCUCUAUAACUUCCUCAUGGCAGACAACAUGAAGAAGAUCAUCCUCUCCCACCGGGGCAGUUUGUUUGGAAUGAACUCGAGCAAGAUGGACGACGCAGACCUAAGCCGACUGUACACAGCUACCUCUCUAAUGCAGAUCGAUGACAAUAUCAUGAGAAAGUUCCAUGGUCACGACACGCUGAAAGAGUACUACGAGAAGGAAAGCUGCGUACACUACAUUCACAAUGUCAAUGUGCCUCUUCUGUUGGUCAACUCCUCAGAUGACCCUCUGGUCCAUCAGUCACUUCUGACCAUCCCACGCACACUCGCAGAAAAGAAGCAGAAUGUGAUCUUCGCCCUGACGCUCCACGGGGGUCAUCUGGGCUUCUUCGAGGGGGCUGUGCUGUUUCCCCAGCCACUCACCUGGAUGGACAAGGUCAUAGUGGGCUAUGCCAACGCAAUAUGCCAGUGGGAGAGACACAGACCGCCCUGCCAGAGGACACGUCGUGGUCCCUGUCCACAGGCCAAACGUAAAGCUUAAUGCUCACGUAUGUUGUAUGGACACACACUGCCAGGGAUAAAACAGGGAUGCCAGGACUGCCAUGAGACCAAAGGCAAAGUUUCACACUCUAUAUACAUUUACAGGCGUACACACAUACAUUUAUUGUUUAUUAUUAAUAUACGCACAUACAGUAUCCUGCCUCAAUACCUCUUCCUCUGUACUACUCCCCUAACAUCCUGCCACCUGUCAAUAAAGAGUCACUUUAUCUGUCACUCACUCUAUUUUAAAGGGACUCAAGUGUAUAAGGACACAAAUAUGCCCACGAGAGAAGGCCGAACCCUGUAUUCUUCGAAAGGGAGACGGGAUGACUUAUGGGCACAGUAGCUCGCCUCUGACUUGGUCGGACUAUAGCUUAGAUGGCCAUUGCUUGUGCUUAGAGAAACACAACAUUCAAUGACCUUAAUUGAAAGCCUUACCCAUGGACUAUUGCUUCAGUCAGUCGAAUGGAUGGCACUCUCUCCUCUAAACGUGGAUACACUGUGUAACCUGCACAUGCUGGUGAACAGCUACAAGGGCCCCACAGUGGCUUAUUGGUCAGUUCUGUCCAUGGAAAAGAGUGUAGAGGAGAGUAGUUUCUGUGUGCAAAGUCCCAGCCAGCACCCCUUGGUUCUCACACUUGGGUUUCUACUUGAUCCUGACUCUCCUAGCUGUUUGUUCUGAGUGUGUACUGUUGUGAGCUUGAACCAGUGAGGGUGAAAAGCACUGGGGGGUUUCGAAUGGGAGCUCUGUGAGGUUGAAACUCUGAAGGCUUUUGUUAAGCAGAGAAAUCGAAUUCCUAGAACAGACUUAAUUCUAUUUCUAUGUUAAGCUUCUUUAACAAAUCUGGUCUGGGCCCUAGUUACAGUAUAGGCUAAUAGGUAAUACUUUCCUGGUCAGGUCACAUCGUCUGAGGAAAAACUGUGAUAGUAUAUUUUGUCUUCACAUUGUCAAAGUGCCUCAAACUAAGACUAUCUUUGAUUUCAAACCAAAAAAGGAUGGCAGUGGUUUUAAAGUACUUUAUGACUAUUCUCAGUACACAUACAUAAUGUUCAAGGACCACACUCUGUAAAUGUCUGACAUUCUCGGGAAGCACCCAACCCCACCCAGAACACAUUAAUGAAAAGUUCCCUUGUCCAAACAAUAAUUAUACUUACUGUAUUCUUGGUGGAACAGCCUCCAAAAUUCUUACUGGUUGGCUUGCACUACACUGCACUCCACUUCUGAGAAUCAAAUAUAUUGAUUCUUAUAGAUUGUAACUUGAGUUGUGAGUAUAGGAAUGUUUCUGACCAUUCUAAGAAGUUGAUUCUUACAAGCCGAGUGCACUGUAUUGACUGACUAAAGGCCUUAUUCACAUCCACUGUGGGGGAAGGGUCCCCUCAGCUGUCCUCAAUUGAAAUACCGAAACAAAUGUGACUGUGUUCUUCCUUAUUCCUUAAGACCUAUGCCUUUUAAUUUUAUUUUUUACAAAGUAGGUUGAGCUUUACCGUAUGUAAGUUUAGGUGCAAAGUCUGACAGCAAUCUUUGUUUUUUUUUGUCCUUAUUUUCACAUUUUCCAUUUAUUUAUAUUUGAUCUCUUUUAAGAGAUAUUUGUCAAACUUUUCUGUUGUGUUCAAAAAAUCAUUAUUGUUUCUGUAAAAAAUGCAUAUGGUGUGGUUCCUGAGAUGUAGAGCACAGACUAAGAGCUCACAACUAAAUUGGCUUAAAUACUCUGGUGGAGAUUCAGUCAAAGGUGCAUUGUAGAGAAAUGCACUUCACUUUUAAAGGUAAUUUGCACUUGAGCUGACAUCUAAAUGUGAUCUGGGAAUUUGGGGUUAUGUUGAUCAGUGCAGUGCGUUUGUCGACAAUGCACCUUUGAUUGAAUCCCGGGCCUCUGUCUUUUUAUCUGCGCUUGUCUGUAUUCUAUUUCAUGGUAUAAAAAUGGACCAAGUUACUGUGUUUAUUAUUGGGUAGAUGAGAGGAGUUGCGGGACUGAGAGCCUUACUGAGAGAACUAAGGUCAUAACAUAACUUUCACUAUCUUUCCCUAUGGAAUUCAUCCUUUGUUUGCCUUAUUUAUUUGUUUUGUUUACAACCCCUAUAGAUGUACAAUGAUGUUCAGUCAUUAUAAUGUAGAAUCACAACUUGGCGUGACGUAUAAAGUAAUCAUGUGUGUUUUUGGUUCCGAUAGAUAAGGGUGUGCAAAAUGCAAUACGUUUAUGAAAAACUGUUUGGACUUGUAUCCUUGAAAUAAAUACAUUAUUUUGUUGUA
Coregonus clupeaformis (lake whitefish) is the source of this 3810-nucleotide messenger RNA. RefSeq names its product monoacylglycerol lipase ABHD2. The record is from RefSeq and is a predicted model, not a curated record. Gene Ontology annotation, biological process: acylglycerol catabolic process; sperm capacitation; medium-chain fatty acid biosynthetic process. NCBI's taxonomy places the organism in Eukaryota, Metazoa, Chordata, Actinopteri, Salmoniformes, Salmonidae. Gene Ontology annotation, cellular component: sperm flagellum; sperm plasma membrane. Gene Ontology annotation, molecular function: acetylesterase activity; monoacylglycerol lipase activity. The transcript has 11 exons. Bases 262 to 1563 code for a protein of 433 amino acids.